This is a messenger RNA of Seminavis robusta, 3012 nucleotides long. Lineage: Eukaryota; Bacillariophyta; Bacillariophyceae; Naviculales; Naviculaceae. The record is from the annotation of a GenBank genome assembly.
AUGGCACAGCUCCUUAAUAUUACCAUGCCAAGCUUUCUGGGGACAAACCGCAACAGAUACACUCCUGAGCGGCUCAAGUGUCUUUAUUCGGACCUCUUGUAUGCGAUUGAUGUCUCGAGAGAAGAUCUCAGUCGUCGUGGCCGCGUAGAAGACGAAUGGGAAGACGUCAUCAAGGGUAACAACAAUGACAAUCCACUAUCACUUCAUGGGUUAAGGCGAAGUUUGGCCACUCUACCAAUCAUUGGCAGACACAGGCGUCGAACCAGCCCUGUCAUCAGACUUAAUAGUCGGAAAGGACUAGAUUUAGCCUUUCGAUUCUUAGCCGCAACCAAAGCACCUGACAAGGAAGGGGACAAUGGCGGUGCUGCAGCUCUCAGGGACGAUGACUCUGUGAUGGCUUUAAAUGCAGCCAAACGAAUUGAACGAAGAGUUGUAGCCAUUAUCCGAGAAAUUGGUGAAGUGGUGGUAAACGGCGGGAACACUGUUUCCACUAAUAGCACCAACAAUGGUAACAGGAUGGAAAACCUUACAUCCUGCUUUGAGUACUUUUGUGAGAAGAACAUGCUUUCCCUCUUGGUAGACAUUGCCAAACAGAAUCCUGGUAAUCAAGCAAAAGCUGCAUCGGCAAGGCAUGGCGUUGUUUGGAGUCCAUUGGUCAAGGCACAAGUAAUGCAGACGGUGUCCCUGUUGGUUGCCUCCGGUGGAAGGAAUCCGCACACCCUCUUCUACAUCCUUUCUCAAAACGCCAUCAACGACUUGAUUUCAUGCAUGCUACCUCUGCAUCAGUGGACUGAUCCGGCUUUGGAAAAGCUAGUGCAUCCCUUCGUCGACGUGCUCAAGAACAUGGGGCUUCAGCUCGCUGGAACACCUGAUCUGUUUCCUUUUUUCACGCGAAGGGACACUUUCCCACUGUUUCAUGCAGCUCUGGAAAUUGGAACUAGUGCAUAUGCUCAGACUGAUUCGUUUGUCCACAUCAACUGCUUGAGUAUCAUUGUCAACACCAUGAAGAUCACAACCCCACAAGUUCAAGCCUGGGUAUCAUCCGCCAUACCGGAGCUCCGGAAGCUGUCCAAUCACUUUUGCCAGCUUUUGCUCAACCGGUACUAUCGCAUUGCUGACUUAACAACUGGCCCCGUUGUUGAUCCUCUUCGCAAUAGUGCUGUGGAGGCACAGUUGUUGGCAUUGCAUGAUCAGAUCCAUGUGUUGAAUGAUGUCUUUAGCUGUGGAAUUCCUGGCCUCAAUGUACGACUCUGUGAGCUGUUAAUGCGCAGAGUCGUCAGCGUGGUAUUGCAAAACUUGGAGCCUCCGAGGGAACGAGCGUUUAUCAGUGUCGGGCUCUGCGAUCUGGAUGUGACCCCGCAACGAGAAUGUCUGGCGCAGGUGUCCUGCAUGUUCUUAGCGCAACUAUUUCACCACGUGGACUACCUACCUUUCCUGCGAAUGCUAGCUGUGGCUUUAUUCCAUCCCAAGUCUACCCCGCUCCUGGUCAAUCACAGUGAUAGACAAGGCAAGUUAGCGUUCGGUCCUGUGAACGAAGAAGACUACGUUUUUGUGCCUGCGUUGGAUGCCAUUGCUCAAGGAAAGGGAGCAAAGAAUGACACGUUGCUAGACAACCCUUUUCGUAGGUCGCUGCUACAGACGUUGAGAGGCGAUUUUGGAGAAUGGAGAUUUUCGGUUGCCGCAAUCGUUGUUGAAAGUGUGCUUGAGUCGGAGGCAUUUGACAUGGAAACCCUACAGAUUCUCGAAAUCGUUCCUCGCAGGAAAAAGGACCAUCCUGAUGGAGCAGAUACGGACAAGGAAGAGAAAACUGAAGCUGUCGGCACGGCAGAAGACAGUUGCUGGUACCAACCAACAGAAGUUGAGCAUGCGCUGACACACUUUUUGCUCGAAAUGCCCAAGUCAAUGUUGUCAUCUGUAUCCAAAACUUGCCUCGAAUGUGCCGGAUCCAUCGCUUUGUCACUUUUGCACAAGUGCGCCCUGAGUGUGACCGACAAUGGCGUUGAAGUCGGACCUUUUCAACUCGCUUCUAUGCCGCUAUGGCAGGCUAUCUUCCAAACAAAGGCAACCUAUUGUAAGGAAGCUCUUGAAUCACAAAGAACCUUGGAGGUUUCAGAUAUCUUUCUGGAAUUGGCAGAGUUUGCAAUUUGCAAUCGUUACAAAAAAGUAGCGUCGUCCUCUGAACGAUUGACGUUUGGAUCCCAACCAACAGCUACUUAUGCCUGCCACUUGUCACAAAUGGGAUGCCCUGUGCUCGCUGAAUCCGCCGAACUUUUAGUCCGCAAGUUUCGCUUUCUCAACUAUACCGAUGUGGAAGAAGCGAGGUUUCACAUUGAAUCGGCUAUUCACUUUCGUGCAUUGUGCAAGACGCUGGUGGCAUUUUCCGAAAAACUCGACAAUCAUCAUGCCAAGCGACAAGCCCGAGGUGGUACCGAAAGGUCGAAUGGCAAUGACAGGUCGAGUGCAGAUCUGGCAAUGGACAUGUUGGAUGUUGCCGAUGAGUUUGCGUUGACGUUCGGUGGUCUCGGGAGUCGUCCAGAUGCUCGCAUGGAUCUUGACCUCCGAGGACGAAUGACAUUUUCUUGUUUCCUCUCCACUGCCACUGUGUCCGGUGCGAUGCCUACUGCGCCACCAGAGACAUCCAAAUUGUCUCUUGUAGUUGACCCUACUGACUUCUAUGUUGUCCGAGAACGUGGAGUUUCACUGGGUGGCAUUUUGUGCCGUGUGGGAUUGCAAAAGGUGAUUGCUGCGGCUUCCGAUGGGCAGUGGUUGCAUUUGGCAGUCCGCCAUCAAGACGUGGGGUGUUUGAUAAAGAAUGGAAACAUGAUACUUCAGUUUGAAAAUGCCGGGACAUGCCUAAUUGUCAGAGAGUACUUGGAUCGCAGCCGAAACACUGUAAGGCGCGAGCUCAUGGAACGUUUCCGUACAUUGAUAGAACCUGAUACAGUACUGGAGCAGCGGCAGCCCAGAGCUCCAGUGAGGGAAGAAAUGGCCGACAAAGUUGGGUUGGCCUGA